UCUGCUCUUGUUUCGUGAAGAAAUCUUGAAAACAGAAAAACAUCUGUGAGCAGAAAAUAUGGCUGUUGACCAAGCAACGGUGUAUUUAGUUAUGAUGGCGAUUGUAGGCAUAAUCAUGUUACUUGCCUCGAUAUUCUGCAAAGAUAACAGUAAAGGAAAGCGUGGAGAGAGAGAUGGAGGGAGACAGCCAGCAGCCAGGGCUAGAGAUGAGAAUCUCCCUGCGGGGGUCAGAAGGAGGGGGAGAAGAAACAGAAUGGCCAAUCGAGGGGACGAGUCUGAUGAGGAUGAUUUGCCCAACGACCCUGAUGAAUUUAAUCCAUUUGAGGAUUUUGAGGGAGAAGAGAAGAAGAUCGGAAAGAAGAAGAUGUUGAAGCUGCAGGCCAAGGAGGAGAGAAAACAGCAGCGAUUG
Saccostrea cuccullata (small rock oyster) is the source of this 409-nucleotide messenger RNA. RefSeq names its product DDRGK domain-containing protein 1-like. NCBI's taxonomy places the organism in Eukaryota, Metazoa, Mollusca, Bivalvia, Ostreida, Ostreidae. The transcript has 3 exons. The annotation marks the transcript as partial. The record is from RefSeq and is a predicted model, not a curated record.